UUCAUAUGUCAGACAAGAUUCAGGAGACCCGGUGUCCUGCCACCAGCAAGGAGAGGUGGCAGCAGCAUCAGGCGCACAAAAAGGGACCUAUUGAUGGUGACUGAGAACUCACUGAGUCAUGACAAGAUGUCACCCCUGCCACCGCCUUCCACUCCAAUAUGUCCUCGUCACCAACAGCAGCAACACCACCAACAGCAGACAUCAGGUACCGCAUCAGGCCAUGAUGCGGAUCAGGAAAACAAGUCCUUCAUACAGCAAAUGAAGAACUUGGAGGCAGCUUCAGCCAUGGAGAGACGGCGGCGAGCCCUGGCCGUGGACAGGUUCUCCAGAUACUUCUUCCCCUUCUCUUUCAGUCUGCUCAACUGCAUCUACUGGGCCGUGUUCGCCAACGCUGGGUAA
Molecule: messenger RNA, 399 nt
Organism: Notodromas monacha
Lineage: Eukaryota; Metazoa; Arthropoda; Ostracoda; Podocopida; Cyprididae
Source: the annotation of a GenBank genome assembly